UGGCAAGUUCAAGUUUGUAAGAUUCUCUGAGCACUCAAACGUUUGUUCUCUUGUCUUGUCUACUUUCAUGGCAAUGGCUGCUAUUGCUUCCAUUACCUCAAUCAACACAACUCACAAUCACAAUCACCACACUUCUUUAAUCUUUGCACCAAAACAACAUCAAAAUAAAACCAGAAUCCAUAGAUUUAGAUGCAAUGGAACAAACCAAAAGCAAGAGUCUCAACCACAGAACAAUGCUUUUCUUAAGGUAGCAUGGUAUAGUUCUGAGCUUCUAGGCAUUGCUGCUUCUGCUUUCCGUUCUUCACCUGAUGAAGAAGAAGCUUCUCCUCAGAGACUUCUUGAAACUGUUGAUCGUGUCUCUGUUGUGGAUACAAUCAAACAAGACUUUCAAAGAUCUUACUUUGUCACAGGAGAUCUCACAUUGAAUGCAUAUGAAGACGACUGUGAAUUUGCGGAUCCAGCAGGAUCUUUCAAAGGACUUGAGCGUUUCAAAAGGAACUGCACUAAUUUUGGAUCCCUUUUGGAGAAGUCAAAUAUGAAUCUUAUGAAAUGGGAAGAUUUUGAGGAUAAAGGAAUCGGUCACUGGCGAUUCAGUUGUGUCUUGUCCUUUCCUUGGAGGCCUAUUCUUUCCGCAACUGGAUACACAGAAUAUUAUUUUGAUGCAGAAUCAGGAAAAGUAUGCAGGCAUGUGGAGCAUUGGAAUGUUCCGAAAAUGGCUUUGUUUAAGCAAAUUUUAAGGCCUAGCAAGGGAUUUGGCUUAAAAGAUUAUGUGACUAAGUGGUUGAAAUUUGUCCAGGGGACAACCGUUCAAAUGAGUUCAUAUAUCAUCCAGAUACGAAUGGGCAGACUAAGGUAGUCAAUCGGUGUUUGGAAUCCUAUCUACGACCCUUUCCAAUACUCGAAAGAGUGGGUGUUGUAUCAUAUAAACUGAACUUGCCAUAUUCUGCUGCUCGUGUGCAUGCUGUUUUUCAUAUGUCCAAGCUGUUAGCUUCAUGAGAAAUUGAGGAAAGGGGACAAGUUGUCCAACAAUGGUUAGUGAAAUGGAAAGGUAGAGUAGCUGAAGAUACUACGUGGGAAGAUGAAGACUUGCUGAAAAGUCAACUUCCUUGAGUCAACCUUGAAGACAAGGCUGCAGUUGUAAGGGGUGACAAUAAUGGAAAUAGUGAGUUGCAUGACAAUGAGAAUGCUGAAGUCAGACCUAAAUCAAUGACAAUGGCUUUUGAAAUGAAGAAUUGUUAAUUUAUUUUGGUCAAGUAGCCAAAUGGCUGGAAUUCAUUCUUUAAAGAUGAACAAGUUAAAUGUCGUAGGUUCAAACCCGCACCCCUAAAUCUAAUGUCCCUGCAAAACAAUUGUGCCUUUUGUCCCAUGAUUUCUCCCCUAAAUGUUCUUGUAAGUAUUUUAAAAUAAUGUAACAAUACAAAUAUAAAGAGUA
Molecule: messenger RNA, 1432 nt
Organism: Vicia villosa (hairy vetch)
Lineage: Eukaryota; Viridiplantae; Streptophyta; Magnoliopsida; Fabales; Fabaceae
Exons: 6
Coding region: 68-856 (262 amino acids)
Source: RefSeq, a predicted model, not a curated record